Molecule: messenger RNA, 459 nt
Organism: Amphibalanus amphitrite
Lineage: Eukaryota; Metazoa; Arthropoda; Thecostraca; Balanomorpha; Balanidae
Exons: 4
Coding region: 1-459 (152 amino acids)
Biological process (GO): protein targeting to membrane; protein insertion into membrane
Molecular function (GO): olfactory receptor binding
Source: RefSeq, a predicted model, not a curated record
AUGGCUGAGCCGCGACGGGCCUUUGAGGUGGGCUACUACGUGCCGCCCAGCAUCCAUCCGGACGACCGAUACGGCGGCAUGUACGUGGUCUGGGUGACCGCCUUCGCCGAGCUGUUCAACCGGACCGGCCAGCACUGGGCCCUGGUGCCGCAGCCGCCGUCCACGCCCAAGCCCAGCCAUAUCUGGCGGUGCUUCAGCACAUCAGCCAAGAUCCGGUUCAGAUGCGACACAUGCCAGAACGCCUGGACGUCUAUGCACGGCCAAGUCACAUUCCAGUACUUCCUGCACAAGGGACCAGGCGCCGGCACCGUGCUCUUCCAGCUGUACGGACAGAAGUGCCGCGUCUGCGUCCGUCAGCGGCAGCGCGACCGGGCCCGGGCGGCCGCCGCCGCCGAGGAAGCCGGGGUAGCGCUGUCGGAGCUGUCGCCGGGCCUGCCGGAGCUGUCGGCGGGCCUGUAG